UAUCUUUGAUCAGUAGAACAAAGAAUUUUGUUAAAAAUAUAUAUAAUAAUAAAUUUUUUUAUUUUCACAUUGUAAAUUUUAUCUGAAGAAUAAAUUUGGUAGCUAUAUUGAUAUUCAUUUAAUUUAAUACAAAAAUGAGAAAUUUAACAGCGGUGUAAUUUUUGCGUAUACAGAUUGCCGACAGAGAAAAUAUUUGAAAUAAUUUGCUAUGGCGUCAAGAAUAAAUAAAUAUUGAAUGAGUCAGAGUUCAUUUUCUCAAUUUUUUUUAAAGUAUUGCAUUUAAUUUAUAUUUUUAUUGAAAGAAGGAAAAGUUUUUUCUUAGUUUUUAAACAACUAAUGUAGAAAUUUUUAUAAAAAAAAAAUUACUAUUUAGAAAAAAAAUUUGCAAAGUAAAAAUUUUUUUGCAAUUACCUAGCCGUAAACUUUGAAUGUUGACAGAUAAAAUUUUGAUGGACUUGUGUUUGUACAACUUAUAAGUGAAAAAAUAAUUUCUGCCCUUUAAAUAUUUAAGAGAAAAAUUUCAUUUAAAAUUUAAGGUGUAAAUAAAAACUUACUAAAAGAAAAGUAAAAUGACUGAAUAUAAACUUGUCGUUGUUGGUGCUGGAGGUGUUGGAAAAUCUGCUUUAACUAUUCAAUUAAUACAAAAUCAUUUCGUUGAUGAAUAUGAUCCGACAAUUGAAGAUUCUUAUAGAAAACAAGUUGUCAUAGAUGGAGAGACUUGUCUUUUAGACAUAUUAGAUACCGCUGGUCAAGAAGAGUAUUCUGCAAUGAGGGAUCAAUAUAUGAGAACAGGAGAAGGAUUUUUACUAGUGUUUGCUGUAAAUAGUGCCAAAAGCUUUGAAGAUAUAGGAACGUAUCGAGAACAAAUUAAAAGAGUAAAAGAUGCAGAAGAAGUUCCGAUGGUACUUGUAGGAAACAAAUGUGACUUACAAGCAUGGGCGGUUGAUAUGAAUCAAGCAAGAGAGAUCGCAAAGCAAUAUGGUAUACCAUUUGUCGAAACUUCAGCUAAAACUAGAAUGGGUGUUGAUGAUGCUUUUUAUACACUUGUAAGAGAAAUAAGAAAAGAUAAAGAUUCCCGAGGGAAGAAAAAUCGAAAACAUAACAAGUUACCACAUCGUAGAUUUAAAUGUGAAAUUCUUUAAAUAUUUUUAACAUAAAUAAUGAGAGUAACAAAACAAAAAUUUUGCAAAAAUAAACAAAAAAAGUUAAUAAAUUACAUGUAAGAAUGGAACUUGUAGAAAUUUUGAAGUGCUGGCAAACGCAAGAUAAGAUAUUCAAAGUAAAUAGAAACUAUAUUAUUAUAAAUUUAUUAAGACGGCGAUAUAUAUAUAUAGUAAAAAAUCAAAACCGUAAAUUAUAAGAAGUGAAAAUAAAACAAAGAUAUUUUUGAAUAUAAGAGAAAAAUUUAUUUCUUCAAUUAUUAACAAACCCGCCGCAUACUUUCCGUUUUUUAAUUUUUUUUUCUAAUUUUCCACUCCAAAUUUAAUCUUAAAAGAAGUUGAGAAAUUUGAACAGAUUUUAUUUCGUUUCAAUUAAUUGCAUUUUAAGUUUUAAGUUAAAAAAAAACGAGAUUUUGUACCAAAUUGUUUUUAGUGUAAAAAUUUUAGAUUUUUUCGAUUUUUUUUAAAUAUUUUGAUCAUAUUUUAUAACAUAUAUAUAUAUAUAUAUAUAUAUAUAUAAAUAUAUAUAUUUUUUGUUUUAUUGUAACUGUUAAAGUAUGACCACACAUUCAAUGUUAAGUUUUUCGUUUGUAUGCAAAAUAAUAAAAAAUGAAAAAUUUUCAUUAUGUAAAUUUAAGAGAUAAAAUUAUUAAAUUUAUAUAAAUUAAAAAAAAAUACAAAACUACUUUAAUACUUAAUUGCCAUAAUAAUAGAUGUUUUUUUUUCUUACACAGCACUUAAGUAUUGAGAUAGUAACUUUAUUGAUUGAUACAUUAACUUAGAUUUUUCAAAUUAUAACUCUCUUUUUAAAACAUAUAUACAUAUACAUAUAAAUAUAUAUAUAUAAUAUAUAUUUAUAUAUAAUUUAUAUAUGUAUAUAAGAGGAUUUGCGCAUAAAUAUUUAAAUAGUAAAUUACGAUAAUUAUAUUUUCAUCAAUAUUUUGUCAAAAGUAAUUAACAUAAAUUUGAAAUAUGUAGUUGAAUAAAAAAAGAAAAAAACAAGCAUAUUAUUUUAGUUUUAGUAUUCUAUCACAAAUUAAGUAACAAUAAUUACAACAUAAUCGAAAACGAACGCAUAAUU
Condylostylus longicornis is the source of this 2241-nucleotide messenger RNA. RefSeq names its product ras-like protein 1 (gene Ras85D). Bases 570 to 1142 code for a protein of 190 amino acids. Gene Ontology annotation, cellular component: plasma membrane. NCBI's taxonomy places the organism in Eukaryota, Metazoa, Arthropoda, Insecta, Diptera, Dolichopodidae. The record is from RefSeq and is a predicted model, not a curated record. Gene Ontology annotation, molecular function: GDP binding; GTP binding; GTPase activity. The transcript is spliced from 4 exons. Gene Ontology annotation, biological process: epidermal growth factor receptor signaling pathway; Ras protein signal transduction.